GUUUCUGGUGGGUGUGAAAGCUACUGAGGGUGCCCGCCGCGAAACCUCCGCCAGUCAGUUCUGCCCUCCCAAAAACCCCCCCGUAAACGGCGCAGACGAGUACCUACGAAAACGACGAGGCCGCCGCCGCCGCCCACACACAAGCUUGCCCAGCAUGACUUCCACGAUCGGCAUUCCGAUCAAGCUCCUAAAUGAGGCCCAGGGCCACAUCAUCACGCUCGAGAUCACGACGGGCCAGACAUACCGCGGCAAGUUGAUAGAAGCCGAGGACAACAUGAACAUCCAGCUCCGCGACAUCACGGUCACGGCCCGCGACGGCCGCGUCAGCCACCUGGACCAGGUCUACAUCCGCGGCAGCCACGUGCGAUUCUUCAUCGUGCCUGACAUGCUGCGCAACGCCCCCAUGUUCCGGAGCCGCAACGUUAGGGGCCGCGGCGUCGGACUCGCCCGCGGCCGAGCCACCGUCAACAGGGCCCGAGGGGGAGGCGGCGGCGGCGGGGGUGGUGGUGGUGGUGGUGGCGGCGGUGGGAGGGGAGGCAGGGGCUAAGAAGCGAAAGAUUCUUUGUUUGGUUCUGGAACGAAAGUGAGGACAGGCAAAGGGAGGGGGCGGGCUAGAGACCGUUUCCCGCCUGGCCGAUCAAGAAAGCAGCCCCGCCGCUACGGCUAUGACGGAGAGGCGAAAAGGGGACACGUCACUUUAUGCCAGUUUCUCUGUUUCUGCGACAAAAACAUAGACGAUCCCCCCCAAUGGCGUUUCUGGUUUGCGCGGAACGAAGUAGAGCUGGGGCGAUAUGCCUGAUACCCUCAACCUAGAUCUCAUUUUGGAGGCGAAGCAACCUGAUGCAAGAAGGACUGAAACCCGAAUCGCCAUGCCGUAAGAUACACCGCUUUGCUUUUUUUUCUUUCUAUAGUACAGGUUGCC
Gaeumannomyces tritici R3-111a-1 is the source of this 922-nucleotide messenger RNA. Its product is annotated as small nuclear ribonucleoprotein Sm D3. The record is from RefSeq and is a predicted model, not a curated record. The coding region runs from base 155 to 547 and encodes 130 amino acids. NCBI's taxonomy places the organism in Eukaryota, Fungi, Ascomycota, Sordariomycetes, Magnaporthales, Magnaporthaceae. The transcript has 3 exons. Gene Ontology annotation, molecular function: RNA binding. Gene Ontology annotation, biological process: RNA processing; spliceosomal snRNP assembly. Gene Ontology annotation, cellular component: U4 snRNP; catalytic step 2 spliceosome; pICln-Sm protein complex.